Messenger RNA from Coregonus clupeaformis (lake whitefish), 1672 nucleotides. It is a transcript of the gene hdgfl3, whose product is annotated as HDGF like 3. The coding region runs from base 594 to 1220 and encodes 208 amino acids. Gene Ontology annotation, molecular function: double-stranded DNA binding; transcription coregulator activity. NCBI's taxonomy places the organism in Eukaryota, Metazoa, Chordata, Actinopteri, Salmoniformes, Salmonidae. The record is from RefSeq and is a predicted model, not a curated record. The transcript has 6 exons. Gene Ontology annotation, cellular component: nucleus. Gene Ontology annotation, biological process: regulation of transcription by RNA polymerase II.
UUUAUGCAUAUACUUUGGCAGUGUUAGGGUUAGUUUGACACCUAUGGCACUGGCAGACCUAUUUACUGCCCUAAUUUAUUUAGCAUAUUUAAGUAGCCUGCAGGCUACUCAAAAUGUAGGCUGUCAUUGAAAACAAUACUGCAUUUAAAAUUUGUCUCUUUGCAAGGACAGGCAAGAAAUUGGUCAUGUAGUCUAGGAAUUACCCAUAUUUUCUGUCUCCAUUUGAGGAGUAGCCUAAUUUUGGUAAGAGUCCAUGUUCUCAAUGUCGCUCUCCUUUUUAAAUUAAUACAUCCACUAUUGAGGACGUUUUUUUUAGUUAUUAUUAUUAACACACUCUCUAAGGACUACAGUGACAGCUUCUCGACGUUGGGAUUUAGGUUUUGUACCUGUAUUCUUGCGCUGAUCUACACAUUUUUGUGCAUGAGGCACCGUUUCCAGGCCUUAUCCUUUUCUUUAAUUAUUUAUUUACGUGUAAACUGCAGUCUUGCUAUCAAUACAUUGAUGGUCGAUAAUUCCCAUCUCUGUUGAGGGCCGAACUAAAACACCUUAAUUUAUUUUCAUCUCAAAUUGGAGUAGGCCUACACACAGUCAUUAUGGCCCGUCCACGGCCGCGGGAGUACAAGGCAGGAGAUUUGGUUUUUGCGAAGAUGAAGGGAUACCCACACUGGCCAGCGAGGAUUGAUGAACUUCCAGAGGGAGCCGUCAAGCCACCUGCUAAUAAAUAUCCCAUCUUCUUCUUCGGCACGCAUGAAACUGCCUUCCUGGGCCCCAGGGAUCUCCUACCAUACAACGAGUACAAGGACAAGUUUGGAAAGUCCAACAAGAGGAAAGGUUUCAACGAGGGUCUGUGGGAGAUCGAGAACAACGCAGGGGUCAAAUUCACCGGCUAUCAGGCUAUCCAGCAGCAGAGUUUUUCCAAGACGGAGGGAGAAGGAGGAAACGUGGCAGACGGGAGCAGUGAAGGAGAGGAGGGAGAUUCCAUAGAGGAGGUGGAAGAUGACAAAGUCAAACUGAAGGAAGACCGGGCCGGGUCCAAACGGAAAAAGACGGCCUCCUCUAAGAAGUCGUCCAAGCUGUCCAGGAUCUCGUCUGGAGAGGAGGAUCUGGAGGACGGGAAAGAGGAGGAUCAGAAGAGCGGAUCAGAGGGGGGAGACCCCGAUAACGGCAUCAUCCAGAACACCACUGACAGCAAGAACCAGUUGCUGAGAGAAGAACAUUAGGUGCCGUGGACACCUGCAGACGGAAGGGAAGGUAUUCAUUGUUGCUGUCAUGUGAAAUUGGAACGGUCAAACUCCCAUCAUCACCACCUCUAGCACGUCCUGUAAUGGGCCAUUCACUUCUAACUCUAUGUAAAAAAUAACAUACAAUAACAUACAUAUACAUAUAUAUACGACAGUAUAUCACUAAAUCUGUACAAUUCUGCUUCAGGCCAACAGACUCACACCCAGGCUAGACUACAGCCAAAGUAACUAGCUUCAAAACCACACACACACACUUGUGUCCUCGUCUCGUCGAAAUCAGAACACCACAUUUAAUAUCCAAACAGUGUAAAAUAAGCAUAAAUCGAUAUUUAUAUUGACCCUUAGCCUCCACUAUCUGAUUAAUCCAUCAAUGAUGUCAUAGAGGUAAACAUGUUAGCUAUGUUUGAUAAAAAUUAUAUGAAUAUACAGUC